AUGAGGAAGGAGAUUUUGCCGCCGGUGUCAACCACCACCGUUAAAUUCCUCGUCUGUUUCGAGAGGAAACCACUGGUUGCUACAUUGCUAGCUCUCUCUCUCGUCAUGAUUAUCUGGAACCUUCCUCCUUACUACCACAGCCUCAUCUCCACCUCUCGCCCCUGCUCCGCCGUCACCACCGCCACACUCUCCUCAACUUCGUCGGCGGCGAAUUUCACCACCUCACUCUCUUCCACACCGGCGACAGCUUCUCAGAAGUACGAUUCGAAGCCCUCAGAUCCGAACAAACGCGUUUUCCAGCCGUUCGGAAACGCGGCGGCGCUUUUCGUCCUCAUGGGAGCUUACCGCGGCGGUCCGGCGACGUUCGCCGUCGUCGGACUCGCGUCGAAGCCGAUCCACGUCUUCGGGAAGCCGUGGUACAAGUGCGAGUGGCUAUCAACCAACGGAACCUCGAUUCGAGCUAAAGCGGUGAAGAUUCUCCCCGAUUGGGGUUACGGGCGAGUCUACACCGUCGUCGUCGUCAAUUGCACAUUCCAAUCGAACCCAAACGCCGACAAUUCCGGCGGCAAGCUAAUGCUCAACGCCUACUACAACGAAUCCCCGAGACUCUUCGAGCGAUUCACGACGCUCGACGAAUCCGCCGGAUCCUACGACGAGUCCAGAUUCUCUCCGCCGUAUCCGUACGAUUACCUCUACUGCGGAUCGUCUCUCUACGGCAACGUGAGCUCGUCGCGCAUGAGGGAGUGGAUCGCUUACCACGCCUGGUUCUUCGGAGACAGAUCGCAUUUCGUCUUCCACGACGCCGGUGGAGUUUCGCCGGAGGUUAGGGAGGUUCUCGAGCCGUGGAUUCGCGCCGGGAGGGUCACGCUUCAGGAUAUUCGGGAUCAGUCGCAGUACGAUGGUUACUAUUAUAAUCAGUUUUUGAUCGUUAAUGAUUGCUUGCAUAAGUAUCGUCACGCUGCGAAUUGGACCUUCUUCUUCGACGUCGACGAGUAUAUAUAUUUGCCCGACGGGAACACGCUCGAAUCGGUGCUCGCCGGAUUCUCCGAUAACACUCAGUUCACGAUCGAGCAGAAUCCAAUGUCUAGUGUUCUUUGCUUAAACGAUUCUUCUCAAGAUUAUCCCAAGCAAUGGGGAUUUGAGAAGUUGCUGUUUAGGGAAUCGAGAACGAACAUACGGCGCGAUAGGAAAUACGCGAUCCAGGCGAAGAACGCGUUUGCGACGGGGGUUCACAUGUCUGAAAACGUUGUGGGGAAAACGCUGCACAAGACGGAGGCGAAGAUCCGUUAUUACCAUUACCACAACACUAUAACCGAGCACAAGGAGCUUUGCAGGGAGAUGUUACCUGUUUCGGCAAAGAAGAAGAUGACAUUGUACAAGAAGCUUCCGUUUGUGUACGACGACAACAUGAAGAAGCUAGUGAAGACGAUUAAAGCGUUUGAGCAGGAAAAACUCGGGACGAAAGUUGUGGAAAAUUUCUCAUGA
Molecule: messenger RNA, 1485 nt
Organism: Microthlaspi erraticum
Lineage: Eukaryota; Viridiplantae; Streptophyta; Magnoliopsida; Brassicales; Brassicaceae
Source: the annotation of a GenBank genome assembly